AUGUCGCGUCCCGCGGGUUACAAAAGUUCGGGUCAGCUUCACGAAAGAAAGCAUUCGCCGGUAGCAUCCUCCUCCUCCCCGUUCGUCCCAAACAACACAAGUAGCAACCCUCGCAUACCGUCCUCCAAUCUUAGUAACCCGCGCAGCGUUUUACAGACCCACCACGCCUAUUACUCGUCGCCUACCGAUAACGGCGACUCUGACGACGCUCGCGAAACGUCGGGUGCGAGAGCGUUUGGUUUCGCCUCGAGCGCCGUUCUGUCGUCGCGUGCGCGCGCGACAGUCGCAGCAGUCGCAGGGCAUCUGCAGCGCGUUCGAGCAACCGUCGCCGUGCGAUUAUCGCGGCUUUCGCGCGACCAGGCAGCGGGCCUCGUAGCACUGGCGCUAUGGGCGGCGCUGUGGUUGCAAGACGAAGUGCAGUUGCUAGCAGCACCGCAGGGCACAUGCCCCUCUCUCCCAGACUUCCCCCCAGAGGAGGCUGAUGUGUUGGGGAGGGUGCCGCAGUAUGGGAAGUUUGACCUAAGCGCGCCGAUGGUGGGGAAAUAUCUGAAGCUUAUACACAAGUACCUGGAGCCAUGGCAGCCUAUACCGGGGAUUGAGUCUGGUUUGGGCCAUAAGGGCUUUGUCACUCCCGAGGCUCUCUACCGCUUGGCUCGGCAGCCGUCUGUUAUGUCAUGUUCUGGCCAUGUCAAGGUGAUCAACGGGAAGGUGUUCUUCAGAUAUGGCGGCUUCUGGCACGUUUACUACCGCCUCAACCGCUUCUUGCAAACCGUCAAGAUGAUUCAAGACGCUAUAGACGUGUAUGGAUUGACAGACCUUCGCCUGGAAAUGAUAGUCAACACGUGCGACCAUCCGCAGUCAUUCUACAGCAGCCACUGGUCCGACCGCGCUGGUUACCCUGUGAUGAGCAUGGGCUUCACGGUCGACACCAUGGACAUACCCAUCCCUGAUCCACUUGACUUGACAGAGGACUACACGCCAGACCUCAGCACUCAGGUACCCUGGGAAAGAAAGGAGGCACGAGCAGUAUUCCGCGGAAAGACGACCAACUUUGACAUGCUGGAUGGCAACUGGGGCGCCAACCCGCGUGUGCGGCUGCACCGGCUGUCAGACGUGCACUCUGCGCUGAUGGAGGCGCACAUCAACGCGUGGAGCCAUGCCAAGCCCGCUGUUAUUAAAGCGAUGGCUGAGGAUGGGCUGCUGCUGGCGAAACGCAUGAAUUUCACCCAAUUCAAUGCUUUCAAGUACCAGGUAAGGGGAGCUGUAUCUGAUGGGAGUCUCAGAGGCGGGAGGGAGAGAUGGGGGGUAAGAGAGGGGGAGAACGAGGGUGGGACGUGCAGUGGACUGCACCGGCUGUCAGACGUGCACUUGGCACUGAUGGAGGCUCAUAUCAACGCGUGGAGCCAUGCCAAGCCGGCUGCUAUUAAAGCCAUGGCGGAGGACGGGCUGUUGCUGGCGAAGAGAAUGAACUUCACCCAAUUCAAUGCCUUUAAGUACCAGGUGGGUAGUGUAGGGAGAGGUGGAGUGCUCUCUGCGCUCAUGGAGGCUCACAUCAACGCGUGGAGCCACGCCAAGCCCGCGGUUUCGCCAGCCAUGGCUGAAGACGGAGAGUUGCUGGCGAAACGCAUGAAUUUCGAUGGGGGAAGGGGCAGCUGCAGGACCUGCAGGACGUGUGGAGUGCUGCGAUCAAAUCAGCUGAGCAUCCGCCAGGAGACGCCCCUCUUCCAGUUCUACGAGCCGCUGCUGGAGGAUGGGGUGCAUUGGCUGGUUACCACGCGCACAUUCUCCGAUCUCCCUGCUAAAAUUCGCUGGGCUCAGGAGAACGACGAUGCAGCACAGAGGCUGGUGCAUGCAGCGAACCACAUGGCGCAGUAUGCGUGCACAUGGAGUGGCAGGCGGCUGUACUGGGCGCUGCUGUUGGUGAAGUACCAUGAUGUGCUUCAGGACCCCUCUGCUAUCACCGAACCUACAGCCAACGAGAUCUGCACCAAGCAACCCCUCCUACAGCCCCCUCCCAACGCCACCAACCCUGCUCUGGUGCACUGUGCCGACCCUGAUGCACCCAAGCACCAGCCUGACUGCGCUUUCUUCUGCGCCAAGGCCACCAUUCCCGACUCGGGGCUCAUCUGGCUGCGAGCAGACGUGCUUCGAGGGCUCAAGAAGAUUGGCCCUCCUUGA
This is a messenger RNA of Closterium sp. Yama58-4, 2178 nucleotides long. The record is from the annotation of a GenBank genome assembly. Lineage: Eukaryota; Viridiplantae; Streptophyta; Zygnematophyceae; Desmidiales; Closteriaceae.